AUGAAGAAAAAGAUUGUGAUUGAUCUCCCUCUCAACACUGAUCACUGUAGAUCAAAGGCUAUGCAGAUUGCUGUAAGAACUCCAGGGGUAAUAUCAGUGAACAUAGACAUGGAAAAAAGCCAUUUGGUGGUGAUUGGAAUAGGAGUCGAUUUUUUCAAGUUGAUGCAUUGCAUAAGAAGGAAAUUCAAGUGUUCUCGAAUUGUGAUUAUUGAAGAAGUGAAACCCGAUGAGAAGCCCGACCCGAAUAAAACGGAAGAUAAAAAACCUUGUCCUCCAACAUGCAAUCCAUGUGUGCCGCAGUUCUAUCCAAUAUGCCAACCCGUUUAUGAUCCAUAUAAUCCAACUUGCUCCAUUAUGUGA
Messenger RNA from Lycium barbarum (goji berry), 360 nucleotides. RefSeq names its product heavy metal-associated isoprenylated plant protein 47-like. Bases 1 to 360 code for a protein of 119 amino acids. The transcript has 3 exons. Gene Ontology annotation, molecular function: metal ion binding. The record is from RefSeq and is a predicted model, not a curated record. Lineage: Eukaryota; Viridiplantae; Streptophyta; Magnoliopsida; Solanales; Solanaceae.